Molecule: messenger RNA, 1968 nt
Organism: Cuscuta campestris
Lineage: Eukaryota; Viridiplantae; Streptophyta; Magnoliopsida; Solanales; Convolvulaceae
Source: the annotation of a GenBank genome assembly
CAAAAUUUUUUGGGAGGGAGGGAGUAAAAUUUACUUUAAGAAAAAGAGUGAUUACCCGGGUGCUUCUCCAUUUCCCACUCUCAUUGUCUUAUUCCUGUCUAAACUCCCGCGGCACCCCAAACCCUCAUUACUCCCAUCCAUACACGUGCCAUCAUAUUCAUAUCCCUCCAAUUAAAUACCAGCGACCCGGCCAUAUAUCGAACUCGAUCCAAAAAGCAUACACAGCUAACGUCAACGAUGAUGCCCCGCGGCGGCGUCUGGUGGUUCGCGAUAUGGACCUGCAGCUGUCUCGCCUUCGCCUGCCCCUCCGUCGUCAACGGCGGUGGUGUUGGCGUAAAUUGGGGAACUCAAGCCGCCCAAGUCUUGGAACCUCCCAUCAUCGUCCAGAUGCUCAAGGACAACCAUAUUGAGAAGAUUAAGCUCUUCGACUCCGACCACUGGACUAUAAACUUCUUCGCCGGCACUGGCAUAGACGUUAUGCCGGGAAUUCCCAACAACCAGCUCCACCUCUUCGCUGAUGAUUUUGAUCAUGCCAAGGACUGGGUCAAGGAAAAUAUUAGCUCCCAUUUAUACGACGGAGGCGUUAAGAUCAAGUAUGUGGCCGUGGGGAAUGAGCCGUUCCUAAAGGCUUACAAUGGCUCCUUCUUGAAAACAAUGUUUCCAGCGCUGCAAAACAUCCAGAAGGCUCUUAACGAUGCCGGGUUAGGAGAUAAGAUUAAAGCAACCAUUCCCCAAAAUGGGGACGUAUACGAUUCUGGCUCGGCCGGUCCGUCUGCUGGGAAUUUUCGGUCUGAUAUCAAGGACCUUAUGAUCAAGAUUUCACGUCAUCUCCGUGACAACAACGCUCCUUUCCUUGUUAACAUAUACCCUUUCCUUAGCCUCUACCAAAACCCAGAUUUCCCUGUGGACUUUGCCUUCUUUGAUGGUGGUGCCAAACCAGUAAUCGACAAUGGGGUGUCGUACACAAACAUGUUCGAUGCAAAUUUCGACACACUGAUGUGGUCAUUGAAGAAAGCAGGAUGUGAAAGCGUGAAAGUAAUUGUGGGGGAGGUUGGGUGGCCAACAGACGGUAAUGCCAAAGCAAAUAUGAAAAUGGCCGAGAAAUUCUACAAGGGAUUUCUUCAAAAAAUUGCAGCAAAGAAAGGGACUCCAAUGCAUCCUGGCCAGAUAGAUGCCUACCUUUUUAGUUUAACUGACGAGAACAUGAAGAGUGUGGCUCCAGGUGACUUUGAGCGUCAUUGGGGGAUAUUUAGCUAUGAUGGUAGGCCUAAAUUCCCAAUCGAUUUCACCACCAAAGGUCACAACGAGAGUCUACCUGUGGGGGCAAAGAACGUGCAAUAUUUACCAGCACAGUGGUGCGUUCUUGAUGACAAUGCAAAGGAUCUGAGCACUUUAGGAUCCAACAUCCAGUAUGCAUGCUCACUUUCUGAUUGCACGGCAUUGCGCCCUGGAUCUUCUUGCCAAAAUCUGGAUUCAAAGAGUCGGGCUUCAUAUGCCUUUAACAUGUAUUACCAAGUAAAUAAUCAAGAUGUAGAAGCUUGUGAUUUCCAAGGACUUGCUAAGAUUGAGAGGAAAAAUGCAUCCACGAGUGACUGCUUGUUCCCUAUUGCCUUAGAGAGCACAUGCUUAAAGAUUGGCAGCAUGAGGGUUGAAGUAAUCAUCAUUUUCGAGAUCUUCAUCUUUUUUGCACUCUUUUAGGAGUCAUUUUUGAAAUUCCAUUUUUAUGGUGCUUCAUUUUUACAUAAUAGGGACUUCAAAAUAAUUGGUUGAAAAAUUCUAUGUAAACGAUGAGAAGCAAAAUGCAGAAUUCUUCAAAAUAAUUCCCAUGUAAACUUUGGAAAAAAAUACUCUCCAAGAGGCUUCUUUAGUGGUGCCCCAUCAUUUUCCCAUAAAAUGGAAUGCUACCCAUGUAACACCCUAAUCCGUCCAGGUCUGCAACCCCUUCCGGACUAAAGUAUUAACUUGGUA